AUGUCGUAUAUGCUUCAACAUUUACACUCUGGAUGGGCAGUGGACCAGGCCAUUGUUACAGAAGAGGAACGAAUUGUUUGUAUACGUUUUGGACAUGACUACGACCCUGAGUGUAUUAAAAUGGACGAGUUGCUGUACAAAAUUGCAGAAGACGUAAAGAACUUUUGUGUUAUCUACCUGGUUGAUAUUACUGAAGUUCCUGAUUUUAAUGGCAUGUACGAAUUAUACGACCCGGUUUCCGUCAUGUUUUUCUACAGGAACAAGCAUAUGAUGGUUGAUUUGGGAACCGGAAACAACAAUAAGAUCAAUUGGGCAAUGAACGAUAAACAGGAGCUGAUCGAUAUAAUCGAGACUGUAUUCCGGGGCGCAAGAAAAGGGCGUGGACUCGUCAUUUCUCCCAAAGAUUAUUCUACCAAGUAUCGGUACUAG
Theileria orientalis strain Shintoku is the source of this 429-nucleotide messenger RNA. RefSeq names its product Dim1 protein. Gene Ontology annotation, biological process: mRNA splicing, via spliceosome. Gene Ontology annotation, cellular component: U5 snRNP; U4/U6 x U5 tri-snRNP complex; spliceosomal complex. The record is from RefSeq and is a predicted model, not a curated record. Lineage: Eukaryota; Apicomplexa; Aconoidasida; Piroplasmida; Theileriidae. The transcript is spliced from 6 exons. Bases 1 to 429 code for a protein of 142 amino acids.